Messenger RNA from Lachancea mirantina, 1548 nucleotides. NCBI's taxonomy places the organism in Eukaryota, Fungi, Ascomycota, Saccharomycetes, Saccharomycetales, Saccharomycetaceae. The record is from the annotation of a GenBank genome assembly.
AUGUCAAUAUUCACCUUAGAUGAAGAUUUGAGUAGGUUGACGGUGAAUGGGAGUUGUGCAUUGGUGGACGAAGAAGAUGUGGAUGAUUGCGAUGUGACCUCCUAUGAUGGAACGGAAUGGCAUAAGAAUCUGUUGAGCAGUGUUGAGCCACAGGCGAUAAGACCACAAAUUACAAUGGAGGCUACGACAGGAACGAACCUUUCACCAAGACCAAAUGAAAAACCUACGGGGCGACGCAGAUCAUCGUUAUAUGACAAAAUGUCUGUUCAAACUCCCCCAAAUGCCAAACGAGUCGUCUUGGCGACAGAAGAGUGUGAGAAUGGAAAAGAGUCUCGUAGUUCGAGUUAUUGUAGACCGAGUUCUCUGAAAAAGCACGGACCUCGUUGCUUGGACGAUUUCAAGCCCGUUCGAGUUCUCGGACGUGGAGCUUACGGGAAAGUUUUACUGGUGAAAGACCAGUUCACUAGUCGCUUAUACGCUAUGAAACAAUUGAAAAAGGCUGAAAUCUUAAUUUCAGACUGCGAUGACGUAGGGGAUUCCAAACCGACAGAUAACGUCGACAAGCGCCUGGAAAGAACAUUUGCCGAAAGAACAAUUUUAUCGAAACUCGAUCAUCCUAAUAUUGUCAAGCUUUUUUAUUCGUUUCAUGACCAUCAUAAACUGUACUUGGUUCUAGAGUUUAUUCCCGGUGGUGAAUUAUUCUAUCAUCUAAAAGAGCAAGGGACGCUCGGUGAAGAUACGGUUGCCUUUUACGCGGCAGAGAUCAGUUCCGCACUUCGAUUUUUGCAUCAGACGGGCAUAGUAUACCGGGAUCUGAAACCGGAAAACUGUCUGUUGAACGAAAAUGGCCAUCUUGUGCUCACGGAUUUUGGAUUAAGCAAAAAUGGGCAUUCUGGGUCUGCAGAUGGAGAUGAUCACACUGGUGAGGAUGUCAGUACUUUACACUCCAUCAUUGGAACACCUGAGUAUUGUGCACCAGAGAUUCUAGAGGGCAAACCUUACACUCAAAGCUGCGAUUGGUAUUCUCUCGGGUGUCUCAUAUAUGACAUGCUUAUUGGCAAGCCGCCGUACACGGGCGCCAAUCAUAAAGUGAUUCUGGGUAAAAUUCUGAGGGAUAAAACGCCCAAGAUUCCGUCCUACCUGAGUGACGGCAUGAAAGAUUUUUUAGCGGCGCUUUUGAAGAAGGAUGUGAGCAAACGUUGGGAUGUGGAUAAAUAUUGGGAUACAGAUGGACCCAAACCCCGUAAGAAGAAAGCUGGGCAGGCGAAAACAACCAGUUUCAAAUCACAUUUCGUUUUCAGAAAAAUCAACUGGGAUGAACGUCAACUUUCUCAGGCGCAAAAGCUUCUUUGCGGACCCAUCGUGCCCGUGAUAACAAAUUGGGAACUAGCCGAAAAUUUUGACACAGAAUUCACCGACAUGCCUCUCGGAAGCUUGGAAGACACGGCAACUGGAAUUGAUAUACGGAACCCCAACAUGACUCACAAGGACGUAUUCAAGGGCUUUAGCUACGUGGCUAGCUCCAGCUAUUUGGAUCGCUAUUUUUGA